AUGCUACGCGAUGUUCUUUCGUCAUUGCUUCUGUCUCUUUCGUUCUCUCUUUCUCUUUCUUUCUCUCUCUCCCCAUUUCCUCUCCCGCUCUCUUCCUUUCACUCUCUCUUUUCUCUCUCUUCCCCUUUCUUUCUUUCUUUCUUUCUUUCUUUCUUUCUUUCUUUCUUUCUUUCUUUCUUUCUUUCUUUCUUUUGUAUGAUAUGUACUAUCAUUUACUACACACAUGAAUCUGAUGUCACAUUUUUGUUUGUAUGUACACUCCUCCUUCUUUCUUUUUGUUGUGGUCCUGGUUACAUUUCUCUCUUUUCUCUCAAUGUUCCAUCUAUUCUUGAAAAAUCACAUUCCUCUGUUUGUCGGACAUUAACAACUGAAAAAUUUUUAAAGAGGUCAGUGAUUAUCAUGGAUUAUAUUAAUAAUCCCAUAUCUUAUUUAUUGCCUUUUUUCCUAAUUCAAAUACUUUCAUCUUUUCCUUUCUCCUCUUAA
Messenger RNA from Acanthosepion pharaonis, 483 nucleotides. The record is from the annotation of a GenBank genome assembly. Lineage: Eukaryota; Metazoa; Mollusca; Cephalopoda; Sepiida; Sepiidae.